Molecule: messenger RNA, 1905 nt
Organism: Nicotiana tabacum (common tobacco)
Lineage: Eukaryota; Viridiplantae; Streptophyta; Magnoliopsida; Solanales; Solanaceae
Product: dihydrolipoyl dehydrogenase, mitochondrial
Biological process (GO): 2-oxoglutarate metabolic process; pyruvate metabolic process
Cellular component (GO): mitochondrion; oxoglutarate dehydrogenase complex
Molecular function (GO): flavin adenine dinucleotide binding; dihydrolipoyl dehydrogenase (NADH) activity
Source: RefSeq, a predicted model, not a curated record
GCUGCAAUAAAUAAAACUAAAACAGCGCACACCUUCGCAUACGAAUAUAUUCAAUUUAACAAACCGGUCCUCCACUAUACAUAUAUUCUACAAAAACCUUAAGCCUUUCAUUAUAGAUCAGAAAAUUUGAAGCCGGAGAAAAUGGCGAUAGGGAGCUUAGCUAGACGAAAGGCCACAACAAUUUUAUCUUCUAGAUAUCUCUAUAGUACAUCCAAAUAUUCAUUUUCUCUAAGCAGAAAUUACUCUUCGGGAUCUGAUGAAAAUGAUGUCGUUGUUAUCGGCGGUGGACCCGGCGGCUAUGUGGCGGCGAUUAAAGCUGCACAACUUGGGCUCAAAACUACUUGUAUUGAGAAACGGGGUACCCUUGGUGGUACCUGUCUCAAUGUCGGUUGUAUUCCUUCUAAGGCACUUCUUCAUUCCUCCCACAUGUACCAUGAAGCUCAACAUUCAUUUGCUAGUCAUGGCGUGAAGUUCUCUUCUGUUGAGGUAGAUCUUCCUGCCAUGAUGGGCCAAAAAGAUAAAGCUGUGGCUAACUUAACACGAGGUAUUGAGGGUCUAUUCAAGAAGAACAAAGUAAACUAUGUUAAGGGCUACGGCAAAUUCCUGUCUCCUUCUGAAGUUUCUGUUGACACUGUGGAAGGUGGUAAUACUGUUGUUAAGGGGAAGAAUAUUAUAAUUGCGACUGGUUCUGAUGUCAAAAGUCUACCUGGUCUAACCAUUGAUGAGAAGAGAAUUGUAUCUUCCACUGGAGCUUUAGCUUUGACCGAAGUUCCAAAAAAAUUGGUUGUUAUUGGUGCUGGCUACAUAGGCCUUGAAAUGGGAUCUGUCUGGGGCCGUCUUGGCUCAGAGGUGACUGUUGUUGAAUUUGGACCUGAUAUUGUUCCAUCCAUGGAUGGUGAAGUUCGCAAGCAAUUCCAACGUUCUCUUGAGAAGCAAAAGAUGAAGUUCAUACUUAAAACUAAGGUGGUGUCAGUUGAGACUGUUGGCGAUGGUGUGAAGUUGACCCUUGAACCUGCAGCUGGUGGUGAUCAAACUACUCUUGAGGCUGAUGUUGUUCUUGUUUCUGCUGGUAGGAUUCCAUUCACUUCUGGGCUUGGAUUGGACAAGAUAGGGGUUGAAACUGACAAGGCUGGUCGAAUCCUGGUCAAUGAACGUUUUGCAACUAAUGUCCCGGGGGUACACGCGAUUGGUGAUGUCAUUCCUGGGCCAAUGCUGGCUCACAAGGCAGAGGAGGAUGGUGUUGCUUGUGUAGAAUUCAUUGCUGGCAAAGAGGGUCAUGUGGACUACGAUUUGGUUCCUGGUGUUGUUUACACGCACCCAGAGGUGGCUUCUGUUGGGAAAACCGAAGAACAAGUUAAGGCACUUGGAGUUGAUUAUCGCGUAGGCAAAUUUCCUUUCCUUGCAAACAGUAGGGCCAAGGCAAUUGAUGAUGCUGAGGGAAUUGUAAAGGUACUUGCUGAGAAGGAGACCGACAAGAUCUUGGGUGUCCAUAUUAUGUCACCAAAUGCAGGAGAGCUUAUUCACGAGGCUGUCCUGGCUUUGCAUUAUGGAGCAUCAAGUGAGGACAUUGCUCGAACAUGCCAUGCACAUCCAACAAUGAGUGAGGCUCUGAAAGAAGCAGCCAUGGCCACUUACGACAAGCCCAUUCACAUAUAAAAAUAGUGUCAUAUCCUUGUUUUUGUUUUUCCUCCGAGUAUCUUGGAUACUUGGAGCAGAUUUUCUAAUUGCCACCUCAUCACUCAAGUAUAUCUUGAACAGAAAUUUCCUUCCUCUUCUCUCUUAAUUUAUUAUCCAAAGUACUUCCAACUUAAUGUUUCUGUUCUGCAUAUUCAUAUCUGUAAUAAAGUCAGGAGCUGUAUGUCGAGUUUAAAUGCCAUUAAUUUGAGUUUCAUUGAGUUUUGAUCA